AUUUUUCAAGAACGCAAAUAUAGUUGUAUGACGACGGUAGGCGUAAGUAUAUACGCACAUGUUAUUACUUAUAGAUAAAUAGCUCAAAUUGUGAUAAUAAACACCACGAUAUUUAAGGUAUUGAUUAUGCUCUUGUAUCUUUAUUUUAAAAUGUACAUUUGUUAUUCCCUAUUUUAUUUUAUUUCCGUGUAUGUUUUAGAGCUUAGUUUAAUAUUAAUAUCUAUACUUGAUAAAACGACCCCCCAAAAUGCGAGAAAUAGUUCACUUACAAUUUGGUCAGUGUGGCAGCAAGAUUGGAACUGAGUUCUGGGAAGGAAUAUGUAAAGAACAUGGCAUCGGUACAACGGGUCACUACGAAGGAGACAACGACCAUCAACUUGAACGUAUUAAUACGUACUUUGACAAUGUGCAGGGGUCAAAAUAUGUCCCACGUGCCGUACUCGUUGAUAUGGAUGCUGAUGAAAUGAACUUCUUAAAGUCAAAUCCAAUUGGCCAAGUUAUGAGAGCAGAAAAUCUAGUUUUCUGUGGUCAAAAAACUGGUAACAAUUGGGCAAAAGGUUUCUAUACCGACGGCGCAGUAACUAUGGAGGCAGUUUUAAAAGCUGUUCGUAAAGAGGUCGAAAGUUGUGAUUUUGCUCAAGGUUUUCAGAUUAUGCAUUCGCUAGGUGGCGGUACAGGGUCGGGCAUGGGAUGUCUUAUGUUGCAGAAAUUAAAGGACGAAUACCCAGGAAAAAUUUUCACUACAUACACUGUUUUUCCUUCACAAACGUCUUCUUAUUCUGUCAACGAGCCUUACAACGUUCUUCUUUCUAUGCCGCACUUGAUUGAAAACAGUACCGAGACAUUCUGUAUUGAUAACGAAGCCCUUUUCAAUACCUGCAUGCGUUUAACUGGAAACUCAACCAUUCCUGCCAUGAACAAAUUAGUAGGACCCGUCAUCUGCGGAAUUACGGCCCCAUUUAGAUUCCCAGGUCGUUUGAACGCCAACCUUCGAAAGUUAGCAGUCAACCUGGUUCCCCUACCCCGCCUGCAUUUCCUUACACCAGGAUAUGCUCCGUUUUUCGAAGGUGAAACACAUUCCAACCUCACAGUAGCACAGCUAACACAACAAGUUCUUGACGAUAAAAAUAUGUUGGUAUUAUGUGCACCAAGUACUGGAAAAUAUUUAGGUCUCUCCGCUGUAUAUCGAGGCAAGCUAUCGCAGAAAGAAGUUAACGAACAGAUGUACAACAUGCAAAUUACUAACAGUACACAGUUUCUAAAAUGGAUUCCUGACAAUUUAAAGUCGUCUGUCAAUACAUUCCCGCCAAAAGGUGUUAACGCCUCCGCAACAAUCAUAGCGAACACUACAUCCGUCAAGGAGCUGUUCAUUCGAAUAUAUCAACAAGUUAAGAAAAUGAUCAAGUACGGUACUUUUCUUCACUUCUACACACAGGAGGGAAUGGACAAAAAAGAAUUUGAAGAUGCCCUAAAUAGCGUGUCAGAUUUAAUCAAUGAAUACCAACAAUGUUAGAACACCACAGUUAAGCCUAUGUAUAAUACAUGA
Messenger RNA from Ciona intestinalis (vase tunicate), 1546 nucleotides. The record is from RefSeq and is a predicted model, not a curated record. Lineage: Eukaryota; Metazoa; Chordata; Ascidiacea; Phlebobranchia; Cionidae.